Trichoplusia ni (cabbage looper) is the source of this 1543-nucleotide messenger RNA. RefSeq names its product deformed epidermal autoregulatory factor 1-like (gene Deaf1). The record is from RefSeq and is a predicted model, not a curated record. Bases 398 to 1441 code for a protein of 347 amino acids. NCBI's taxonomy places the organism in Eukaryota, Metazoa, Arthropoda, Insecta, Lepidoptera, Noctuidae. Gene Ontology annotation, molecular function: RNA polymerase II cis-regulatory region sequence-specific DNA binding; DNA-binding transcription activator activity, RNA polymerase II-specific. The transcript has 2 exons. Gene Ontology annotation, biological process: positive regulation of transcription by RNA polymerase II.
ACUGGUUUGACUGGCGAAAACAAUAAUAAAUACUUGAUCCGCGAUUCUAUAGAUCCUUUAAUCCCAAAAUGAUAUUGAUUUAGCCCUCUUAUAUUCAGCGUCACAAUUCAAUUACUAUAUUUGUAGCAAAAAUAAUAACAAUUAGGUUAUUACUUGCCAAAAGACACAAGUAGAAAAUAUAAAAUAGAGGCUUUAGGAUCAGGAUUUGUACAUCCCGCCAUAACCUAAGCAGCGUACGUGAAAGGUUUUUCAUAUUUCGAUUUAAUUAUGGCGGACGUUGGCUGAACUAAGUACAUAAUCCUUUAGUGUGACUGCAUACGAGUUAUAAAGCGUUCAUGUGUUAGUUAAAAUUCGUUCGCACCUCAAGGGUGUCUACUGGGGCGGGAGGAAACAAGAUAUGGCGGAGAAUAGAGGUUCGGACAACGUCGUUAAUAUGCCGGACAUUACCGAAGUAUCCGAAGCCGAUCCCAUGACGGCGAGGGCCGAUCGUGAUGCCGACAGAUCUGAUGGCGGGGCUGUUUUGUCGUCUGCAAUAAAAAAUUCUCGUCUAGCUGGCGAUUCUCACGGCGUGAUCACGGUGCCAGUAUCCCUACCCGUCGGCACUCUUAUAACUGGAACGACAUUUAACGUGAUAACGUCAGAUCAGCUGCCACACUUCAAACCUAUGAUAUGUGUUGACAAUGGGUUCAUAUCAGGCGGACCGGUGCCUGAUGACAUCAAACCGACUCACAUUGUGAUACAGAAUCCUCCGUCGCCGCAGGCACGGCAGGAAGAAAGCACUGGCCCGCUCACGCCCAACUCGCGGCCGAAGAGCGCGCGAUCCUGGACGGAGACGGCUAACAUGCCCAUUCUGCCCAUCCGAUGCAAGAACACGUCGGCAGAACUGCACAAGCAGAGGUUCGGCUCGGGAGGCCGGGGCAGAUGCAUCAAAUAUGGUCUGGAAUGGUACACACCUAGUGAGUUUGAGGCUCUCUGUGGAAGGGCGUCUAGUAAAGACUGGAAGAGAUCAAUCAUGUUUGGAGGAAGAAGGAUCCAGGCUCUCAUAGACGAGGGCAUCUUGACUCCUCAUGCCACCAGCUGUACUUGUGGGGCAUGCUGUGAUGAUCAGUCAGCUAUGGGACCUGUCCGGUUUUUCACACCAUACAAGAGACGGAGACGAAAUAAUCAAGACAGUGAAGAAAAGAAGUCUAAAGUAAAACGAGAGACUUCACUGGGAGAAGGAGAAGUGGAUAAUAUCCAUCAAAGUAGUAACAAUAGUAAUAACUCAAAGGAGGCCUGGCAGACCAUAGCCGAGGGCUUGGACUCUAAUACUGACUACACUUUGUUGGACAAUCCGGACCCUCCUGCUGAAACUGUACCAGGUAAGAUUAUCAAUAUAUUGAUUAAGUCCAGGUAUGAGGGGAUAUACAGAGAAUUUACAUGUGAUACAUAUGUAUUUUAAUAACUAUCAAUACUCAAAGGCUGUAUUUCUCUCUACCUCUUUAUACUUAAGUUACAAACAGAUAAAAAAUUAAAAACAUACAAGUUUCAAGCUACAUUUUAC